CAAAACCCGGGUAUUUUCAUCGGCACCCAAGUGAGCGCAGAACUGCUUUCAGCUGCUGACUUGGUUUUCAUCCAAAAAGCUGAAUUGUCUUCGGAUACUACUUCAAGCAAUCGGUAUGGCAAGUCGGAAACGAACGUUGGAAACUGCGGACAUCGAGACGAAUGCCUUCAAAACACCAGACAAGAAGGUGUCGGUGGUUUUGGGGGUGCCACCGUCCGAAUACAUACAAUGGGGUGUCGAAGAGACGUGUGAAUAUCUGCGGACGGAGGGUCUCGGAGAGUGGGAGAGUUUAUUUCGAGAGGAGAAAAUCACGGGCGUGGGACUGAGAUACCUCGGUGAGAAUGAGCUGGACAAACUUGGUAUUGAACGUAUCGGGGAUCGCCUGAGGAUCCUUCAUAGUAUCCGGAAGCUGUGGCAGGUGGACGUGCAAAACAAUAAGGUCUUCAAUGAUCCCAUUCAUGGACAUGUUGAGUUGCACCCGCUUCUCAUUAAAAUCAUUGACACACCGCAGUUCCAAAGACUUCGAAACAUCAAGCAGCUGGGAGGCACCUACUUUGUUUUUCCCGGAGCAUCACACAACCGGUUUGAACACUCCAUCGGAGUGGGACACCUAGCUGGAGAACUUGUGCAAGCACUGAAUGAGCGACAGCCUGAGCUUCUCAUCUCUCGUAGAGACAUCCUUUGUGUGCAGAUCGCAGGGCUUUGCCAUGAUUUAGGACAUGGGCCAUUUUCUCAUAUGUUUGAUGGUGUGUUCAUACCUAAAGCUCGGCCCAACUGUGAAUGGAAGCAUGAAAACGCCUCUCUCAGCAUGUUUGACUAUCUGGUGAAUGACAAUGACCUGAGGCCAUUGAUGGAGAGUCAUGGCCUGGUGUUUCCUGAAGACAUGGACUUUAUCAAAGAGCAGAUAGCAGGACCUCAAGACAGUGAUCAGUCUGAGGGUCAGUGGCCAUACAAAGGUCGACCAGAGAGCAAGUCCUUCCUCUAUGAGAUAGUGGCCAACAAGAAAAAUGGAAUUGACGUCGACAAGUGGGACUAUUUUGCCAGAGACUGUCACCACCUGGGCAUCCAGAACAACUUUGACUACCGCCGCUUUCUGAAGUUUGCGCGUGUGUGUGAUGUGGAUGGACAGAAACAGAUCUGCACUAGAGACAAGGAAGUGGGAAAUAUUUACGACAUGUUCCACACAAGGAACUGCCUCCACAGAAGGGCCUACCAGCACAAAGUAGGCGCCAUAAUCGAGUACAUGAUCACGGAGGCCUUACUGAAAGCAGAUAAGCACAUCAAAGUGGAAGGCUCAAAUGGCAAAAUGUUCUGUCUCUCGGAAUCCAUAGAUGACAUGGUGGCUUACUCCAAACUGACAGACCGUGUGUUCGAGCAAAUUCUUUACUCGUCUUCCCCAGAGCUCCAUGAAGCGAGAGAGAUUCUCCGCAAUGUUGUUUACCGCCGCCUCUACAAAUGUUUGGGCCAAACGCAGUCAGAGACCCCACUCACUGUUACAAGGGGAAAGAUCCAUGACUGGGCCAAAGAAUUGUCUGAAUCCAACCCUCAAACUGGCUCUCUCGAUAUCAGAUUGCAGCCAGAAGAUUUUGUUGUUACUGUGGCUUGCAUGGAUUAUGGGAUGAAAUACAAGAACCCCAUCGACAAGGUUCGGUUCUACUGCAAGGCUGAUCCAACCGUUGCCAUUAAGAUACGCAAAAACCAGGUGUCUCAACUGCUUCCAGAGCGCUUCGCAGAGCAACUUAUUCGGGUGUACUGCAAGAAAACUGACAGUGACAGUCUAGAGGCCGCACAGAAGCACUUUGUCCAGUGGUGCAUUGACCGAAACUUCUCCAAACCAAAGAACUGUGACAUCAUUGCACCUGAGCUGACUCCUCUGAAACCUGACUGGGGAAACCAAACUGGGGAUGAGGAUGCUGAGUAUGACAGCGCAAGAAACGUCAACAGUGCGCGGAAGAGAGUCAAAAGUCAGCUUUUUAAAUAAGCACAAAGAAAUCGCAAAUCUAUCUGUUACAUGUGCAAAACUGGUUUUAGGGAAUGUUUUUAUAUUUACUACUUGCUCUGCUGUGCAGCAAGUUUAUAUAGAAAAUAUAUAUUAGCUAUGAAGAGGGAGUGCUGACUCAGGGUUUUUACCAAAUUAUUUUUACAAUCCAAAUUUGUUUAUUUUCAUAUUUAAAUCAGGGUGUGUGAAUGUUUAAUGUUAUUUGUUUUAACGUAGUAAAUUUAAAUCUUCCUAUUGAAGUUUUGCACAAGCAUCUCUGUUCCAUGUGUCCAGUCAAGUUGCAGGUUACAUAUUUUGCUUCAUUCAUGUUUGGAAUUUUUAUUUCCCUCACUUAAAGAAUCAUGAUUGUUUAAGUGUAUAUGGCUGCUUCUCUUGCUUGUUUGGAGGUUCUGUUUUCACACAAAGAAAUCUAUCUUCAUUUUAGUAAUCCAAUUCUCUUAUUAUCUAGCAGUUUCAUUUGCUUCUUUUUGGUACCAUGUGUGUGACAACUGUGUGUUCUUGAAGAGACUAAAUAUUGUUCCUGUUAUAAUAUCUCAGAAAAAAGUGUGUGAAGAUUUUUUUUUUUUUAUAAAACUGAGUUAUCAUUUAAAAAAUAAUCUCAGGUUUUUAUAUGAGUGUGUGGCAGGAAUAUCUUGGAAAAGCCAAGCCAUUGAAAACCAGUGAGUUUAUUUUGUGUUUAUCUCAGUAUUAUUUGACAUAAAUGUGUGUUGCAUCUCAUUCUGAAUUUAAUCUCUUAUUUUUAUUUGUUAAUUUCUUUGCUCUGACUUAAAAUAAUUCACAUCUGCGAAGUUCCUCACCUUUUAUGUCAUGGAUAUAGUUUCAGGUUACCUAUAUAAAUCAUAUUAUGGAUUUUGCUUUAUUAAUUUUUUUUGCUGGAUCAAGUCACGACUGUUUGUAGUGCAUUAAUUUAUCAGAAUUGCAGAUUAUCAUUGCGACGAAUACGAUUAUGAUUGUAGUGAUCAUUGUUGAACACAAGGGUGCGCUAUUGUGCUAUGUCCUACUAUGUUGACGUCAUCUGUAGGUUUCAUUGAGUCUCAGCUCCUGAGUGUGAUGGCAGGGAUGAGGAUCCGCACUGCUAAAUGAGAGACUAUUGUUCUCAAGUGGAAUCAAAUGGAAGCCUUUGACUCUGUGUUGCUCAACCCGGAGAACAGUGAUGUUGUGAAUGAUGAAAGAUGAGAUCACCGU
Synchiropus splendidus (mandarinfish) is the source of this 3184-nucleotide messenger RNA. It is a transcript of the gene samhd1a, whose product is annotated as SAM domain and HD domain 1. The coding region runs from base 116 to 1981 and encodes 621 amino acids. The transcript is spliced from 16 exons. Gene Ontology annotation, cellular component: nucleus. The record is from RefSeq and is a predicted model, not a curated record. NCBI's taxonomy places the organism in Eukaryota, Metazoa, Chordata, Actinopteri, Syngnathiformes, Callionymidae. Gene Ontology annotation, molecular function: protein binding; dGTPase activity. Gene Ontology annotation, biological process: regulation of innate immune response; dGTP catabolic process; defense response to virus.